CCGUUACCGGACUUAACGCAUUUAUUGCAGGGUUCGUAAAAUAUAUAUCUACGCAUACACAUUAACGAUUUUUAAAACUCUGCUGCAAUUGUAAACAGAGUAAUAUUUUAAAAUGUAUACUUGCGCUCUCCAAAGAGAGAUUAUUUCAAAACGCUUGCUGACUAUAAAAGCGAUGCAUUCAGAGUAUGUGAGGUAUUCGAAAGCAAUCAUGGUUAAUACGGGUAGUGAGACUCAUGGCGAAGAUGCCUUAAGCACUCCGGAGUGGAUCAAUGAAGAAUUCUUCAAACGCAUUCUUGAUAAAGACGAAAAUGAAAGUGUAAAGAUAAAUAAAUUGCUGCUCUCAUCCGGCAGUACCAAAACUGAUAACUACGCGAGUGUAUUGUAUCGUGCUAAGAUAAAGUAUGCCUUGUGUUCCCAGCCUAAACAAGAGAAAGUUCGUUCAUUUGUAAUGAAAACCGAGCACUUCGAGGAAGGACUGCGGAAGGAUAAAUUGAGUGAAAUGACACUUUUUGAAACCGAAGUGCGAAUGUAUACGAUUGUGUUGCCGAUGAUUGAAGCGAAGCUGCGAGAGUUUGGCGAUCAGACGGUACUGGCACCGAAGAUAUUCCACAGCAGCUCGGAGAUGCCGCGUAACAUAGUGUUCGAAGAUCUGGUGGCAGAAGGUUAUUCUCUCAUCAAUAACCGUCCCGGUAGUUUGGAGGAAAUCAAGUUAGCUCUAAAGAAAUUAGCUAAAAUACAUGCAAUCAGCUAUCAAAAGACACAGAUGGGAAACAAAGAGUUGACUACAUUCCAAAAGACCUACGUUAAUACGGUUAAUGUAGAUGAUUUUAUUAUCUUAAGAGACGGUGUCAAACUAAUGAAAAAAGUGAUAAGUGAUCAGCCGGAUCUUCAAAAGUAUAUAUCACAUUUCGAGGCGGCAGAAAAAUUUUUAUUUCCCAAGGUUUUGGACUUACUAAACGCGCCUAAAAACGGUAAACAUAGUGCAGUUCAAGUACUGAAUCACGGUGAUUUUCAUAUGAAGAAUUUAAUGGUGAAAUAUGUCGACAAUGAACUGAAAGAAUUAAUGCUGCUCGAUUAUCAAACCUGUAUUUUUGGAUCUAGUGCUAUAGAUUUACAUUAUGCUUUUGCCAUGAUGUACAGCCCUAGUAUGCGAUUAGAGAAAAUGGACGAAUUUCUUUAUAAUUACACAAAGAGUUUUCAAGACACUCUACAUAGUGUGCAGUACCAAGGGCACAUUCCAACUAUUAAAGAGAUAAGGCAGGAGGUGUGCGAUUACCGAUAUUGGGGUCUAUACUUAAUUUGCACUUUGCUUUGCUUUAACUAUGCCUUCGUGGAUGGUUUUGACAUGAGCGAAAUGGUCGAGUCUGAGGCGGCAAGGGUUGCAUUAUUCGCGAAUACGAAGAUUCUGGAUGAGUUGCGUUUACUGCUUCCGCGCCUCAUAUAUUUAGGCUAUUUCGAGGAAUAAUACACUGAAGCAAUGAUAAGAGGAGGUUUUAAUUUCUUAUUUACAAUAUUUAUAUUUCUUAUUGUUUUGGUUUGUUAUUGUAAAUAACCUAAUUGUAAAUACAUUGGUAGAAGGGUGUGCAACUCUG
Bactrocera tryoni is the source of this 1592-nucleotide messenger RNA. RefSeq lists its product as uncharacterized. The transcript has 6 exons. NCBI's taxonomy places the organism in Eukaryota, Metazoa, Arthropoda, Insecta, Diptera, Tephritidae. The coding region runs from base 113 to 1465 and encodes 450 amino acids. The record is from RefSeq and is a predicted model, not a curated record.